This is a messenger RNA of Pseudonaja textilis, 2069 nucleotides long. RefSeq names its product cytidine/uridine monophosphate kinase 2 (gene CMPK2). The record is from RefSeq and is a predicted model, not a curated record. Gene Ontology annotation, molecular function: dTMP kinase activity; ATP binding; nucleoside diphosphate kinase activity. Gene Ontology annotation, cellular component: cytoplasm; mitochondrion. Gene Ontology annotation, biological process: dTTP biosynthetic process; dTDP biosynthetic process; dUDP biosynthetic process. NCBI's taxonomy places the organism in Eukaryota, Metazoa, Chordata, Lepidosauria, Squamata, Elapidae.
GUUAGCUUUCAGUUUCAUGAAAUAUCGGCUUCAUUUCCCAAAUCGUCUCGGUUUCCUUUUUUUUUUUUUUUGGUCACAAGUUUCCCCUAUCACUUUUGGUCACGGAUUCUUGAAUCUUAACUUCCUCCAGGGUUGUUUCGUUAUGUAAGAUCGCAAAAGGGAGAGAGGGUGGUUCGCUUUCGUUUCUCCGCGGGUUUUUCCUUCCUCCAAGCGAUAACAGCAGCCGGCGGUCGGUUUCGAUUUCCCAGUUCGCGAAUGGGCCGGGGCCGGGGCCGGGGCCGGGGCGGUUUCUUAAGCCGCUCCCGGUUUCGUUUCUCCUCAUGCUGCCCGGCAGCGCCGCUGGAUCUCUCCGGCUGCUACGAUUAACCAUGGAUAAGCUGCUCCCUGCGAACCAAGCGGGCUGGCUGGAGCGCUCCUUCGUAGCUGAAUCGUCAAGGGCGGAGGUGGCCUAUUUCUCCCUCAGCGGCGCCGACGGGCAGCCAGGCAACCCCGUGAGGCCCCGGUGUUUCCUGCCUCCUCCGGGCAGAUGCUAUUCCUUCGGCGUCCCCGUGGCUCCAACCCCGCGGGAGCGCGUCCGAGCUGCCCGGCUGCAAGGGACUUUACAGCGCCGGCUCGAGCAGGAGGCGCCUUGGGGCGACCGGGGCCGAGUCCUGCCGCUCCUCUGCUACGGCCGUGGCGGAGCUCUGCUAGAGAAAGGCUUCUUGGUUCAGGACGAGCAGGGCCUGCCAGAGACGCGGGCGUUUUUGGAAGAGCUCUUGGGGGCCCUGCUCCCAGCGCCGGCCCACCUUUGGGUGUACGAGCCAGGCGAGAGCGGCCGGCUUGGCUGCGCCUUGUGGGGCUGUAAAGGGCCAGGAAAGGAGAGCGAGCUGCUGGGCAGGGCUAGUGUGGUGGCCGCGGAAGAACCGCAGUCCCACCCGGCCGUGCCUCACCUUCUGGGCAACGCCGUGUUCAGGUCUCGGGAAGCUGCCCGACAAGUGCUGGAAGAAUGCACUUCAAUAAUUCCUGAAUCCAGACUGAUUCUAGAACUAGUGGAUAAGUGUCCUAAACAUCCAAAGAAAGGAAAUUUUCCUGUAAUCGUUAUUGAAGGGCUAGAUGGAACAGGCAAAACAACAGUGACUCAUUUUUUGAAAGACUCAUUGAAUGCUGUGCUCUUGAGGACUCCUCCAUCUUGUGUUAGCCAAUGGCGGAAGAUUUUUGAUGAUGAACCACCGAUCAUACGGAGAGCAUUCUAUGCACUGACUAACUACAUUAUGGCGUCUGAAAUAGCUGAAGCAUCCUCUAAGUCACCAGUGAUUCUAGACAGAUACUGGCACAGCACUGCAGCAUACGCAAUUGCAACUGAAAUCACAGGGAAUGUGCAAAAUCUUCCUCCACCUCAUCACCUGGUGUAUCACUGGCCUGAUGAUCUUCUGAGUCCAGACAUUGUCCUGCUCUUGACUGUUAGCCCUGAAGAAAGAGUCCGGAGGCUACAGGGACGUGGGAUUGAGAAAACAAGAGAAGAGGUUGAUUUGGAAGCGAACGAUGUCUUCCGUCAAAAAGUUGAAGAGUCUUACAGAAGAAUGGAAAAUCCAACAUGUCGUAUCCUUGAUGCCAAUCCUCCUAAAGAAGGUGUUGCCAAAGCUGCUCUACAUUUGAUUAAAAAUCACUGUCGUUUCCUAUAGCUGUUUGUGUAUAUACACUAUUAUUGUCAAUAACUGUCGGAAUGAAAAUUUCCCAAGGAAAACGGAUGUUAAUAUUUUCUGAACAAGUGAGAAGCAUAAGGCAUGCAAGACAAUAAAUAGUCUUUCAUAUGGAAAAGCUAAUAUUUAAAAUAUGUAAUCAUACUGAAAUGUACUUCUGCGACAGGAAUGCAAAAUAUAUACAUGAUACAAACGUUGAUUGUAUUGGCACUAAAUUUGUGUAGAUUUUCCAAAAUAUUCUCCUUGUCUGAAUUAACUUAGUGACAGUAUCACAUAGACAGAUUAUAGUAAGUCUUUAAUGAGGUGGGCUUAUCAAAAGGUAGAAUAAUUAAGGACUUGAACAUGGUCAAUGGAGAUAAAAUUCUGAACUGAAGUGAAAAAUAAAUGGUG